AUGAAUUUGCCUCUUUGCUCUGUCUUUCUUAUCGACCCACACAUCUCUCCCACGGACAAAUAUUUAUCUGAGCUCAGGUCAAUAUUUGGACAAGUGACUGUUGCAACAGACCGAGAUCUAUUUGAUCUACUAACCCAAUAUCCAACUCUUCAUUUACCAAUCCUGGUCCUCGUCUUUACCGAGAAACCCCAAGACAGCGGCUUCCAACUGCUUCGAACUAUUUCAACAAAUCAUUCUGCUAAUGGAAUUAUACCGAUUGCUUGCUCUACUUGCGAUUCACCUCCUUUUAUAUUCGAGUGCAUCAACCAAGGAGCCAGAGACUUUAUCAUCAAACCAUUUGGAAAAGAUGCGACAAAAACAUUAUUUUUGAACAUUCAUCGAUACAAGACAUUAGAAAAAUCAUAUUCACAAAACGGUACCACUCCAACUACUCCAACUACUCCAACAAACAUACAACAUCAUACACCUCCUUUUCCCAACUUUCCUACUACAAUUAACACUAAUACUAAUAGCAAUAACAUUAUCCCUACCACUACUACUUCCUCUAAUAACAACCAUCCCAACGACAACAACAAAUCUGGGUCUUUUUCUCCUAAUCACCUUCAUUCUCAACUAAGUCAUCUCGCCCAACACAGCCAUUCCAAUCGCAAACACCAAUCAUGGCACCACAGUUCUCGAUUGUCUCAGCUGAAUGGAAAGCAACAACAACAACAACAACAACAACAACAACAACAACAACAAUAA
Molecule: messenger RNA, 744 nt
Organism: Phycomyces blakesleeanus NRRL 1555(-)
Lineage: Eukaryota; Fungi; Mucoromycota; Mucoromycetes; Mucorales; Phycomycetaceae
Gene: RIM15
Product: Rim15 response regulator
Exons: 5
Coding region: 1-744 (247 amino acids)
Biological process (GO): phosphorelay signal transduction system
Source: RefSeq, a predicted model, not a curated record